AUGACAACUAUAAAUCAAUUAAAUAAUAGUUUUAAUAAUGAUAAUAAUAUAAAUAAUACUAGAAUACCAAUAAAUACUCCACCACCACCACAAUAUAACCAAUCAUAUAAUAGUAGUAAUAAUAGUAAUAUUAAUAAUAAUGUAUCAAUACCAACAUCUCAAUCAUCUGAAAGUAUUAUUGGGGUUGGAACUGAAUCAACAGCAUCAACACCAGGAGUAAAACAUGUUCACUAUGAUUAUGCACCAACCAUAUUUAUUCUACCAGCCGAAAAGCCAGUUAAAAUCGUAAUACACAAUGCAACCAAUACAUUUUCAUCGAUUAUAAAAGGUAUCGUCAUUCCAUUGAUUGUUAUCUUUUUAAUCUCUCUCAUCCCACUACGUAGAGAUAGUUUUGGAUUUCUUGCCAAUUGGUUGUAUUGUCUCAUCUAUAUUCCACUGGUAACGGCAGUGACGUCGGUAUUUCACAUUGGAUGGGCAUCUGUAUUUCUAAAGACCAAGACUGGAUACUCUGUACUAUUCUUUCAUUGUGUCUUGGUGUCACUCACCUAUUCUCUGAUUGCACAGUUUAUCGAUCACACCAAGUAUCCCAUCCCACUACAAAUCAUAUUGAUUCCACUAGAGUCAUUGGUUAUCCUACCCAUUUUCAUUUAUAUCCGUUCGAGUGAUCGCUUCAAGUUGUCCUAUACCCUAUCCUUUUUACGGUACUAUCUCUUUUUGCUCUUGACAACGGUGGCUCUCAUCCUUUCUAUGGGAUUUGUCAUUGCAUUCUCAUCGCCACAGUAUCAGAUUCUAGUUGGUGUAGCCUACUAUUUCCUCAUGUUCCUCAUCAAUCAAGGAGUCAUCUAUAUCACACGUAAAUACACUCACCGUGGUAACCAUAACAUUAUUUGUUACUGGGUCGAGACACUAUCAGAGCUGGUCAUUUGCUUUAUGUUUAUCAGAGUGGAAUCAUUGCAUUUCUAUUUGCUGCUACUCAUUAAAUUGGUGGUCCUGGUUCGACAUCCCAUCUUUCUUUGUGAACAGUAUUGGCAAUGGCGUUGUUCUGUCAAGGCACAAUGGGACAAGUGUAAAUCAGACAAUUGGUUCCAUUCUACCAAUAUCUUUGACAAGGUGUUUUAUGGGUUCGUAGGUCUUUUCUUCCCCAUCUCGAUCGAGCGAGAAGAGCAUCAAACCAGAGUGAUCGAUCGUUUCUUUUUCACUUGCCUCUCUUACUGCGGUGUCCCAUUCUUUUAUAUUCUCUUGUCUGUUUGCAUCAGACUAGGCACUGCAGCCGCCCACUAUCCAUACGUCGAUAUUCACAGGAGUUUUUAUGGUGUUCCUUGUCAUCCGUUUCAUCUUUCAAUCAAAAUUCCAACUCUCUGUUCUCAAUCAUCCUCUACAAUCACUCAAAAACAACAUUAA
Molecule: messenger RNA, 1401 nt
Organism: Cavenderia fasciculata
Lineage: Eukaryota; Evosea; Eumycetozoa; Acytosteliales; Cavenderiaceae
Exons: 2
Coding region: 1-1401 (466 amino acids)
Source: RefSeq, a predicted model, not a curated record